AUGGUUUUUGAAUCGCUGGUCGCCGACCUGCUCAACAGGUUCCUUGGCGACUUUGUCGAUAAUUUGGACUCUUCACAACUUAAUAUCGGAAUUUGGGGAGGAGAUGUGAAACUCGACAAUUUGCAAGUCAAGGAAACGGCUCUAGAUGAUUUUGAUUUGCCAAUAAAGCUCAAGUACGGCUAUCUCUCCUCUCUGGUUCUCAAAAUUCCAUGGAAGAAUCUUUACAAUGAGCCAGUCAUUGCUACAGUGGAUGGCCUCAACUUGAUUGUUGUGCCUAACAAAGGAGUUGUUUACAAUGAGAAGAAAGCGGCCAAGAAUAUUCAAGAGAUCAAGCAGAAGACAUUGGCUCGGCUGGAGGAGGCUCGCAAAGAACGUCGGAAGCCAAAGGAUCCUCAAGCAGAUACUUUCACUGAAAAGAUGAUCACACAGAUUAUCAAAAACUUACAGGUAAGUAGAGACGAGUUUUUAAGGUUUUUACAAGUGUUUUUUUUCAGAUCUCAGUUUCAAACAUUCAUGUUCGCUUUGAAGACAGAUACACCAAUCGUCAUCACCACCGAUGAAAAUUGGAAGGAAACUAUUCAUAAGGAUGUUGUCAAGAUAAUCUACAAGCUCGUCUCACUCCAGAAUCUUGCAGUAUACUGGAACUCUUCAACCGAGUUCAUCUCUGACCUAGAUGACAAGAAUAUUAUCCAACAGAAGUUGCAAGAAACGAUUCACAAUGGAAAGAAUCAGCCAGAAGGAUUCAAAUAUAUCUUAGAACCGAUUCAGAUGGAGGCAAAACUGAAGUUAAAUCAGAAGCCAGAAACUGAUGGGUCGCACUGGACGAUUCCUAAAAUUGAUCUGGCUGUAGAUAUGCAUUCGCUAGCACUUGCGAUCGGAAAAUUCCAGUAUCAGGACAUUCUUCUCUUCCUUGAAGCCCAAGAACGAUUCAAUGCAGCUGGACAGUAUCUAAAAUAUCGUCCUAACAUUAACGAGUUCAAGGGGCAUUAUAAGCAAUGGUGGAAAUUCGCCUAUACCGCGAUUCUUGAAGAAAAAGUGAGGCGUCGCCGUAAUAAUUGGUCUUGGGAUAGAAUGCACAAACAUCGUCAACUCGUGAAGAAGUAUCAGAAGGCAUGGGUUCGUCGUCAGACUGAAGCAAGCCCAGGAGCUGAAGUGGAAACCACCGUAAAGGAGGCUGAAAAGAAGCUGGAUGUGUUCAAUGUGAAUGUGGCACGUCAACAAGCCGAAUUGGAAAUCGACAGACUUGGAUUGACUCGCCAAGAGGACAAACCACAAGGAUGGGUUGCUUGGGGAAAAAGCUUGUUUGGCAGCGGCGGCGGUGGGCCAAUUCCAGAUAAGAACAAGAAGGGAGGAAAAGACAUUGGUUCGCAAUUCCAAGAAGCGAUGACACCUGAAGAGAAAGCGAAGCUGUUCGAAGCUAUCGAUUAUCAGGAGAACAUUCCACCAACCAACUACCCGAAGGAGUUCGUUGAGAACAAAUUUGAGUUCAAGCUUGGACAAGUUGCCAUAGUGGUUGAUGGAGCAGUUUCAAUGCAGCUUCUCAAGUUACAAGCUAAUGUCGAACAGCGUCCAAGUGCUGGAGCAAUGCAUGUGGAAUCAUCGAUUCAAGAACUUCGAAUGGACGGAUGUGGUUCUGAAGUUAUUCGCGUACGUGAUCCUACAAUUCCAUGGAUGUCCUUCCUCCUUGACACCAAUCCACUGAAAGGAGAUUAUGAUCAGCUCGUGAAACUAGCUAUCGCUCCCAUCAAUGUCAAAUAUCAGGCACCUGCAAUUAACAAUGCUAUCGAUGUGUUCAAGCCCCCAGAAUCAGUUCGUCUCAACCAACUUACGGCCCUGGCAAUGUCUCGUUACGAAGAAGUCAAAACAAGAUCUGUUACCGGACUUGCUCACGCGGUUGAGCAUCGUUCUCGUCUGGUGCUCGAUGUUCAAAUUCAACCCGCUCGAAUUUAUGUCAGUGAAGGCGGUGUCUACUGCGAGGAUAAACCAAGUUUGCUCGCAGAUAUGGGUCUGUUGUCUGUUGUUACAGUCGAUACGUCAACUGUAAACACUUCUGGAAUGAAUAAACUGUCUGCUCUCAUGGAGAAGGCAUAUGAUCGAUUCCACGUCAAGUUGAGUAACGUUGUCAUCGCUUUUGCUGAAAAUGUUUCCACUGCUGAAGCAUGUGUCUUCGAAAAAGAAUCGCCACUUCAUGUUCUCAAACCAACUGGAUUGGAUAUUCAGAUUCACAAAAGUUCUAUCGAUGAUUUGAGACUUGCGAAGAUGAGAGUGCUCGGCGAUUUACCAGAUAUCGUUAUCGGAAUUUCAGAUGUCCGACUUAUUGGAUUAAUGAAGCUCGCUCUCUCCAUUCCUACUCCGAAGCCGGAUGAGAAAACAAUGGCCGAAAAAGAAUUGGAAGUGGUUCCUGAAGCUAAAAUUAGAGAUCGUGCUAAGAUGCGAACUAUAAUGGAAGCUGAAGAAAUGGAAGAAGACGUGACACAGAAAAACGAUGGUGAGGACGAGGAUGAUCAGCAAAAGAAAAAGAAGACCAGUGAGCAACAAGUUCAAAUUGAGCUUGAUCUCCGAUUGAAUCAGAUCGGAGUAAUCGUUUACCGUAAGGACACUGUCUUCUGUGAUGUUUCCAUCAUGAAAAUGUCUUGUAAACUCCAAAUGCGCACGUUCGAUAUGGUUGUAACAGCUGAACUUGGAUCUAUCAGAAUCUCGAUGCCCGAAUUCAGCUCAUUGGAUCCGAGACGUCAACAUCUGUUCCUUAUUGACAACGAUGAAAAUCAGGGAUCACUGAUGACGCUGAAAUUCGUUCAGGCGAAUCCUGAAUCACCAUUCUUCGCCACGGAAUAUGCACUUACAGAGCAAUCUGUAGAUUUCACAUUCACGAAACUCGUCGUCUCUCUUCACCAAGAAGGAGUUUUGGAGUUGAAAGGAUUCGGGGAAGCAUUACAAUCACAACUUGCUGAGCUUCAAAAGGACAAGCCAGAAGAAGAAAAGUUGGAGGAAACGGCUCGCAAGAUCAGCAGAAAGCUCAGUGACAGUGUCAUGUCGAUUGCAUCACUGAGUGCUACCUCCUCUACAAGAGAAAAGCGACAACGAAAGAAGACUGUCAGUUCUCUCGCUGCUGCGGAGUUAGAUGCAUCCAGAAAUAUCAAGCAACAUAUCAAGGCUUCAUUUGGAAGUUUGGCUUUGAACAUUGGAACGCAGAAGGCAUUGGAAACUAGUUUGGCUAUCGAACAUGUGAGUUUCGGUAGUCGUUUGUUUCUAUUCAAUAUCAACGCUAACGUAAAAAUCACCGAGAAAGCUAUGGAGGUAGUUGCAACUCUUCGUGCGAUAUCCAUGAAAGAUCGUACCACAGGAGCAGUUUACAAGAAGCUGCUCUCCGUGACUGGCAAUGAAGACAUGCUUCGUUUUGAUUUCAUUCAGUAUCAAAGAACUGAUGAAGAUCGUGCUUUGAUGAAGUCAUCUGAUGUUGAUAUGGUCGUAAAAAUGCGCCUCGCACAAAUGAGAUUCGUCUUCCUGAAUCUUUGGUUGGCACGUCUCAUGGCUUGGAUUGCUCCAUUCCAAAAUGAAGCCGUUAGAGCAGCCCAAGCUGCUCAAGCAGCUGCAGCCGAACGAGCUGCUGCAGCUGCGCAGAACGUCAAGCAAAUCAUGGAACAGUCUCCUCCUCGUAUUCAGCUCGAUGUCAUCCUUGAAGCUCCAUUUAUUGUUGUUCCAAGACUUUCCACUUCGCGUGAUGUCAUCGUCCUUCAUCUCGGUCGGCUUGCGUUGAAGAAUGAAAUUCGAGGCGACUCACAUCAUCCGAAAGCAGUGAUCGACCGAAUGGAUAUUCAAAUGACUGAUUGCUCAUUUGGAAUGGGUGUUAUGAAUGAUGAUGUGUCUGCUGUCUCGUCUUCGUGCAUGAUUCUGAAACCUAUUUCGUUCAAACUCGCUCUUCAGAGGAAUCUAACGUUUGCCACCGUGAAGCAGAUCCCGAAAAUUGUUGUUGACGCUCAUCUCAACUCAAUUGAAGCAGAAUUGUCGGACGUAGACUAUAAGACACUCAUGCAAACAUUGUCUGGAAACCUGGCCGAAGGCGCUGACCUUGCUGUUCCUCCUCCACCACCUCCACCAUCGCUCGAGAGUUCGAAUACUGCUGUUGCACCAGCUACUCCAGGAAAGGAAAAAGAGAAAAAGGAUCGUGAAGCUAACGCCGGACCGCCUCUUAUUGAAAAAUCACACACUCGAAUUGUAUUCCAGUUCGUCCUGGACAAAAUCUCUGCAGUUUUGUAUGAAGGAGAAGCUGUCAACGGUGUGAGAAAUGAGUCUGAUGCAUUUGCAGCUCUGCGUUUGAACAAUGUGAAAACAUCAGGAAAGAUUGGAGAAGACAAUUCGAUUGUAUUCGCGAUGUCGCUCGAUGCUUUCACAAUGGAUGACGAGAGAAAGGAGAAAACAAAGAUUUCGAAGCUGAUGGACAAAAAGGGAGCAAAAGAAGAUCGCUUCUUGGGUAUGAGUUUCAAUCAAGAUGCAGAAGCUAACAAGCAAAUCCGACUCAAAAUGAGUGCGUUCUUCAUCUGCCUGUGUCCAGAAUUUUUGGGAUGCCUCACCAGAUUCUUCAAUGUGCCGCAAUCUGAAGAACAAUUGGAAAAGGAGGCUGUGACUUCGAAUGUGCCGACGAAAGCAGUAUCAAGUUCCACAGCCACAUCUUCUGGUGGAGUAAAACCGCCUGCAGGUCCAUCACAGCCAGUUGGAACACUCGCCAUCGAUUGUGAUAUGCACGGAGUUGAAGUUAUCCUUGUUGAAGAUUCAAUGCAUCCAGAAUCCACGCAGGCUCUCAUUCUAUCCUUCAAUGUUACUGCAGCUUCCCAUCCAAACGAAACAACCAAAGACACCAAAAUGAACGUUGCAGUUGAAAAUCUGACAAUCUUUUCCAGUUUCUACAACCCGAAACGUCGUAAUGAAGUGACAUACCAAGUUCUCACUCCAGUUCGCAUCGAGGCUCUUGUUAAUAUGAAUACGGAGACAAAGACAACUGAUGCAGUCCUCAAAAUGUCUGCAAUGGAUGUCAAGAUGUCUCCUUCAAUUAUUCGCCUGCUAUCUGCCGUUUCAGCCGAAUUCGCUAAAAGCAGCGGAACUGUCGAAACAGGAUCGGUUAGCCAGAAGUUGGCUAAGCUGCGGAAGUGGCCUAACUAUUUCGAGUCGAAACCGAUUGACCACAGAAAGUAUUGGUUCUUCGCAGCUCCAGUGGCUCAAGAAGCUGUUGAAGCGGAAGAGGAUGCUACACAAGAAGAAAAGAGCAGAACCGACUCUAUGAUCGGAAAAGAAAAUGCGAAGGUCGAUAUUGAGAGAAUCUCGUUCACAUUGGAAGCUGGAACAGGAGCUAUUCCCGUGCCUUUGAUCUUCCUCGACAUGCUCAUCAAUGCUGAAGCACAAGAUUGGUCAUCGGCUAUGCGUGUAACUUCAGGAAUUUCUCUGCAAAUGUCGUAUUAUAACGAAUCCGUCAGUGUUUGGGAACCGAUUAUUGAGCCAGUUGAAAAUGAGAAGGGAGAGUAUGAACGGUGGAAAUUGGCUAUGAACAUUAGGAAUUAUUCUACAGUAACCGGUUUUCAGAUGAAAUCUCGCAACAAGCAAGACUCCUCUGACACAUCUCCCCAAACCGAGGUGAAAAUCGAGGCAGACAAGAUGUUGAAUGUCACAGUCACAAAAUCACUUCUCACUUUGCUCAACAAACUUUCCGAAGUGUUUGCAACAGCGGCUAAACAAAUCACUCCAACUCAAACGCGCCAUCUCCCAGGAAUAUCUCCAUUUGUCGUUCUCAAUGAAACGGGAAUCGCUGUCAAGGUUCUCGAUACCGAAACAAUUCGAGUCAGUGAAAAUGGUGAAGUUGUUGAUGCCACUCAUGGAGACUUCGUCGACGUUUUCCUCAAGAACAAAAAGAGCAAUGUGGAGGAUCGUCGAUUGAGCAUUGAGCAAGAAGAAGUUACUGGAGAUCUCAAGUUUGAAUUGACUGGAACUGUUCGUGAGACAAAGAUCGGUCGUGCAGAAAAACGAAUUAUUCACCUACCAAAAGUCAGCGAAGGGGGACACAAAUGGCUGAUAGUCGCAGAAACAACAAUCGAAAACAACCGACGCCUUGUGACACUUAACUCUCAUGUCAAAUUCACUAACCAUCUAUCCUAUCCAGUGGAACUAUACUCGAAACGAGAUACUACUUUGGAUCUGUUCGGUACUGUUGAACAUGGAGAAACCAUUCCUCUGGCUGUUCCCUUGCUCUUUUCCCCGUCUGGAGAUAUCUAUCUGAAACCAGUAGAUGAUAAGUACGAAGUGUCAUUCGAAUCCCUCUGCUGGCACAACUUCGAGCAUAACCGCCGCCAAGCUGUGCGGUGCGAGGCGGACUCAACCGAUGGAUCAUUCUCCGGAAUUUACAUCGAUUCUGUUGUUCACGAAGAAAAAAUUCCGGAUGGCGUUGAUGAUCAGACUACCAGCAUUUAUCACGUUCAUCUUCACCCUCCACUUGAGUUUCAUAACAAUCUUCCAUUCGAUAUUACACUCGAACUUCCCGAGCAAAAGGUUUUGUCUGCUGGAACAUCUUCACUUCUGAAUGUGGUUGCCGGAAGCCCAGUGAAAGCGUGGCUGAUGUACUUGGGUGAGAAGUAUGUUUUGGAAAUGCCAGUUCCAGAAAUCAAGAAGGAUGUAGAAGUUGUGGCGCUGAACACGGAAACUGGGUCAGAUGAGCUUGUAAGACAUUUUGAAAACGAAUCAUUGGAACAACCAAAUUUUUUACAGCUUCUUGGACUUCAUUGGACUAGCGAGUACGGAGAUCAGAAAGUGUAUUUAUACGCUCCUUUCUGGCUUGUGAACAACACAGAUAAGAUGCUUCGUCAUGUGGAGAGCAGCGGAAACAUGUUGACGAACACUGCGCGUGGGUGUGUUCCUUGCGGAAAGAAGUCGGUCAUCACAUCACAAGAGAACGAUGAUGCUGUUCAGCAUGCGCCGAAUGAGAAUCCAAUCAUUCUUCCAUUCCCAGCUGUGGACUUGUCCAAAAAGAAGAAGGCUCGCGUCAGAAUUGAACGCGAGAGUGAAUGGUCUGAUGAAUUCCCACUGGACACAGUUGGAAAUGCAGCCCGUAUCACUUGCAAAGGAGCUCAUAAUGAUUUUGAUCUAACCGUUGACAUCAAACUUUGUCAAUCAGGACUCACAAAAAUUGUCACAUUCGCACCAUUUUACUUGGUUUCGAAUCUUGGUAAAAAUUCGAUGGAGAUUCGAGAAGAGGGUCAAAAGAAUUGGAUUGAGAUUCCUGCGGAAACGUGCGUUGGCGUUUGGCCCGAGGAACGGAAGAAGCGUAAGCUCAUGUGUGUUCGCUACAAAGAAGAGCCAGAAGCUGAAUCCCUGUUGUUCCCAAUCACAGAGAACUACGAAACCUUGUGCCACAUGGAUGGUGAUUCUAUUGGUGUUGAAGUUUCUGUCUCCACUGGAGAAUCUUCCGUGGCAAUUCAUCUUUCUCCAUUUACUCCUGGAAUGUGUCCAGUCCAAGUGAUGAACAACCUGAGUGUUCCUGUCUCCUUCGGACAAAAAGGUCACAAAAAGACAUCCGUUGGUCCGAAUGAGUCGCUUCACUUCUCAUGGGCGAGCAUUACGGAUGCAAAGAUCUUGGAAGUCGAUGUUGGUGAUUGGCACUUCGAAGACAAGUUGGAUCAAAAUAGAUUCGGAGAUUUGCAAAUCGACAAGAACGUCAGAAGAUUCUCAUACUAUUCUAACUUCUUGAUUGGACGACAACGCGUUCUUCUCUUCACGCCAGAUGUGGACAUCGCAAAGGCAGCAUAUGGAAGUUGGGAAACUGAUAUUGUUGAUAUGCAGGCAGAGAUCUCUCUUCAAGGAUUCGGACUCUCCGUUGUUGACAACAUUGUUGGAAGAGAAAUAAUCUACAUGGCUAUUUCAUCAUCGGACAUUCUAUGGGAAGAGGAAAUCAAAAAAGGACGAUUCAAGCCACUCGCUGUUAAGUACAUGCAAGCUCUGGAAGAGAAGUAUCAAGCACAUCUUUUGACACCAAAUGAUGAAUACGAGUCAAUCGAAGGUUUUGAAGUCAAUGUGAAUCGUUUGAUUUUGAAAAAGAAGAAGGGAAAGGAAGUGAAGAUUCGCAGAAUUUUCGAACAAGGUCUGUGGGCCAGUUACGGAAAGAGCGCUCAGCGAACGAGACUUCAUGCCAAAAUCAAUCACAUUCAAGUAGACAAUCAGCUUGAUGCCUGCAUCUUCCCACGCGUUCUUUCAGUUGUUCCACCUCCAAAGAGUGUGGUUGUUGACAACACUCCGAAACCAUUUAUCGAACUUUCUCUCCUUCAACGUCAACCUGAGUUCUCUUCUAUCGCUGAAAUCGAGUACGCCCACGUACUGAUCCAAGAAUUCUCUGUUCAAGUGGAUCAAGGUCUCAUAAAUGCUCUACUCUUACUCGCUGCUGGAGAAGUAGCCAGGAAACCUUAUGGAAAAGAAAUGUUUGAUGAAGACCUCAAAAUCUGUCACGUUACUCUCUCGGAAACUGCUAGCACAUAUCGCUCACAACGUCCAAAGAGUUUCUACAACGAUCUUCACAUUUCUCCGAUCAUGAUGCAUUUAUCAUUCUCCCAGGGAGGUACUUCGGGAGAUGCCGCUGCGUCAGGAGCUUCGAUGCCAAUCCAGUCUGAAAUGAUCAAUGUCCUCCUAAGAUCCGUCGGAGUCACUCUCACUGAGUUGCAGGAUGUAGUUUUCAAGCUUGCAUAUUUCGAACGGAAAUGCGUAUUCUAUAGUCCAGAACAAUUAAAUGGAGAGAUCAUUUCCCACUACGCAAAACAGUUCAUCAAACAGGUUUAUGUUCUCGUUUUGGGACUUGAUAUCAUCGGAAAUCCUUUCGGAUUAGUAAGAGAUUUGUCAGCAGGAGUCGAAGAUCUUUUCUAUCAACCAUUCCAAGGAGCAAUUCAGGGACCAGAGGAGUUUGCUGCUGGUGUUGCUCUCGGAGUUCAAUCGAUGUUCGGACACGCGGUUGGUGGAGCAGCUGGAGCUGUCGGACGUAUCACUGGAACAGUUGGUAAAGGAGUCGCAGCACUGACAUUCGACGAUGACUACAUGAAGAAACGUCAGGAAGAUUUGAACCGUAAACCACAAUCGUUUGGAGAGGGAAUGGCUCGUGGACUAAAAGGACUCGGAAUGGGUGUUGUGGGAGGAAUAACAGGAGUGGUGACAAAACCCAUCGAAGGAGCUAAACAAGAAGGAGGAUUCGGUUUUGUGAAAGGAGUUGGAAAAGGUCUCAUCGGGGUUGUUACUCGCCCAGUUUCUGGAGUCGUGGAUUUUGCCAGUGGCACGAUGAACUCUGUUCGCGCUGUGGCUGGAACUAAUAGAGAAGCCGGACCCCUCCGACCACCACGUGUUCUUCGCGCUGAUAGAAUUGUCAGACCAUACUCCAGCACGGAUUCCUACGGAUUCAAAGUUUUCAAAGACACCGACCGCGGAGAGAUUGCCGAAACCGAUGAGUUCGUGACGUACGCUUCUAUAAGUGACAAGAUUGUGCUCAUCAUCACCGAUCGUCGGUUGGUUUUGAGCAAGCGGACUGAUAUGAUGGGAGUCUGGCAAACCGACUGGUCAACGGAAUACUGCAAGAUCAAGGAGCCAGAAUUCAUUCCGAAUGGUGUCAAGAUUUUGCUGAAGGAAAAGAAGAAGGGCUUCCUAGGAAUCGGGUCAUCAGAAGGAAAGAUAAUCACAUUCCAAAACGCUGAAAAGAUUCAUCCAAAGUUAGCUGCUGCAUACAAAAAAGCUACUCUCGCGUAG
This is a messenger RNA of Caenorhabditis briggsae, 9759 nucleotides long. Gene Ontology annotation, cellular component: extrinsic component of membrane. The record is from RefSeq and is a predicted model, not a curated record. Gene Ontology annotation, biological process: protein targeting to vacuole; protein retention in Golgi apparatus. NCBI's taxonomy places the organism in Eukaryota, Metazoa, Nematoda, Chromadorea, Rhabditida, Rhabditidae. Bases 1 to 9759 code for a protein of 3252 amino acids. The transcript is spliced from 20 exons.